CCGCUCACUCGCCGCCCUGUCCUCCGCCCCGCCCCGCGCGCAGGCAUCGUGCUCGACUCUGGCGACGGCGUCACCCACAACGUGCCCAUCUAUGAGGGCUACGCCCUGCCGCACGCCAUCAUGCGCCUGGACCUGGCCGGCCGCGACCUCACCGACUACCUGAUGAAGAUCCUCACUGAGCGUGGCUACUCCUUCGUGACCACAGCUGAGCGCGAGAUCGUGCGCGACAUCAAAGAGAAGCUGUGCUACGUGGCCCUGGACUUCGAGAACGAGAUGGCGACGGCCGCGUCCUCCUCCUCCCUGGAGAAGAGCUACGAGCUGCCCGAUGGACAGGUCAUCACCAUCGGUAACGAGCGCUUCCGCUGCCCGGAGACGCUCUUCCAGCCCUCCUUCAUCGGCAUGGAGUCGGCGGGCAUCCAUGAGACCACCUACAACAGCAUCAUGAAGUGCGACAUCGACAUCAGGAAGGACCUGUACGCCAACAACGUCAUGUCGGGGGGCACCACCAUGUACCCGGGUAUCGCCGACCGCAUGCAGAAGGAGAUCACGGCGCUGGCCCCCAGCACCAUGAAGAUUAAGAUCAUCGCCCCACCUGAGCGCAAGUACUCGGUGUGGAUCGGCGGCUCCAUCCUGGCCUCGCUGUCCACCUUCCAGCAGAUGUGGAUCACCAAGCAGGAGUACGACGAGGCCGGCCCCUCCAUCGUCCACCGCAAAUGCUUCUAGACCCCAUUCCACCAACAGCGCUCGAAUUCUCCUCAGGACGACAAAUCGGCUCAGGUUGCAGGUGGCUGACCUCGAGCCACCGCGCAGCAACUUCGUCUCUAACAACUUGAGUUGCUGCAGCCGCAACGCGACACAAUGUUUAUAAAGUGUACAUACAUUAACUUAUUUACCUCAUUUUGUUAUUUUUAAAACAAAGCCCUGUGGAAGGAAAUGGAAAACUUGAAGCAUUAAACUCAGCCAUUCUGUCUGUUGCGUAAA
Messenger RNA from Leptonychotes weddellii (Weddell seal), 981 nucleotides. The record is from RefSeq and is a predicted model, not a curated record. NCBI's taxonomy places the organism in Eukaryota, Metazoa, Chordata, Mammalia, Carnivora, Phocidae.